Molecule: messenger RNA, 2089 nt
Organism: Cryptomeria japonica (Japanese cedar)
Lineage: Eukaryota; Viridiplantae; Streptophyta; Pinopsida; Cupressales; Cupressaceae
Product: tRNA dimethylallyltransferase 9
Exons: 11
Coding region: 165-1538 (457 amino acids)
Biological process (GO): tRNA modification; cytokinin biosynthetic process
Molecular function (GO): tRNA dimethylallyltransferase activity
Source: RefSeq, a predicted model, not a curated record
UAAACACAAAACUAUAACAAAUGCUUUCAAAAUUCAAAUUGUCCACGUCUUUUUUUUGAACAUUGUUUUAAUAAUUUUAAGAGUUAUCUUGUCUGCAUAAAAUCACAUCCGAAACCAAAGAAGCAAAUUUAAAUGCUCCUCCCUCUAAUCUCGGCGGAGAACGCAUGGACGCUUUUCCAUUGCGCGCAACCGUUAUAUUUUCAGCAGUGAAUCGUAAAAAGCUUCCCAUUCAUCCGCUCAGGAACGUAUUCUCAACGAGAUUUGAAACCGCUGCUUCACUCAACCAACAGUUUAAUGAUAACAAGGGCAGGCAGCAGAAUAAGAAGAGGAAGGUUAUUGUAAUAUCAGGUCCCACAGGUGUAGGCAAGAGUAGCCUGGCCCUCCAAUUAGCCAAGCGACUUGGUGGAGAAAUUAUCAGUGCCGACUCAGUUCAGGUUUACAGGGGUUUAGAUGUUGGAUCAGCAAAGACUCUUCUUACUGAUAGACAGCACAUACCACAUCAUUUGCUUGAUAUUCUACAUCCAACUGAAGAGUACUCUGCAGGGAGAUUCUUUUCAGAUGCAAGAGAAGUUACAGAAACUGUACUUGAUAAAGGUCAUGUACCUAUAGUUGUUGGUGGUUCUGGGUUAUACAUACGAUGGUAUGUGUAUGGUAUGCCAGCCAUCCCAGCAGCAUCUUCUGAAAUCACUUCUAAAAUUAAAGAUGAAUUGAGAAUGAUUAAGGGAAAUGGUGACUGGGAUGCUGCUGUGGAACUCCUUCUGAAAGCAGGUGAUUCCACUGCUAUUAAUGUGGAGCGCAACGAUUGGUAUCGCAUACAACGCGGUCUUGAAAUAAUUGAGGCUGCCAGAGUUCCUCGAAGUUCAUUUCCUGUACCAUAUGACAUUUUUAAAGAAAAAGAAGCCUCAAUUACAACAGUUUCUUCUUUCAACAACAUUUAUCAAGAGGAUGAAACUGCAAAGAGUUCCUUUACACAUUUGGACUAUGAAUUUCUCUGUUUUUUCCUUUCUGUUCAAAGAACAGAGCUUUAUAAAAAAAUCGAUCAGCGGUGUGAGGAGAUGCUCAUAGGAAGUAAUGGACUUUUGGCAGAAGCCUCUUGGCUGUUGGAUAUGGGAAUUCUUCUUAACACAAGAAUGGCAUCGCGUGCAAUUGGUUACCGCCAAGCAAUGGACUACUUGAUUGACUGUAGACAAGCAGGAGGUGAAAGUUCCACAGAGAAGUUCUUUACGUUUCUUUCUGGAUUUCAGAAAGCAUCCAGGAAUUUUGCUAAGCAGCAAAUAACAUGGUUCCGCAAUGAACCAUUAUACUAUUGGCUUGAUGCUUCUCAACCUCUGGAAAACAUAGUGAAUUUCAUUGCGGAUGCAUAUUAUGAUUCAUUUGAUGCAUCAACUUAUGAAUCACUUAAAAUGGUUAAAAGCAUUAGCCGCAAGGAGACUAAAGACUUGAAACAGUAUCGUUCUCAAAACAGGUACUUUGUCAAUUCAAUAGACUGUGCUUCUGUUCUAAACUGGAUAAGGUCAACCCAAUGUGGGAGGAACUAGCCAAGCUUUCUUUUCUUGAUCAACAUCCGUCACUGUAUAAAACACCUUAAAAAUUUCUUUUUCUGAUGUCCUUUGUCAGGGCAGACUAUCAAGAAGGAUAUUGUUAUUUUAUUCAAGAUUCAAAUUUCUCUUGGAAAAGCAUUGAAAAAAAAAAGUAGGCAUUGAACAGUUUUGUAUAGAAAUGGGAUCACUGUUCUUGAUGUUCAGAUGUAUUCACGCCUCGGUGAUUAUUUUGGAUAAGUUGUCCAGUUGUUUAUGUAAACAAGGGCCUUUUUCCACUCGAAAAUCUUUAUAGAUGAGUCCAAAUCAGAUCUUUUUGCUGCUAAUUCUAUGGGGAAUCCUGUUGAAAGCAAGUUCAACUCAAGUAGCUAGCCCUGUUUUCCUUUUCCUUCUCUUUUGAUUCUGUCAAUUCCAACACAUUAACCGUUAUUAAGAUUACCUCUCCUUGAGAUUCAACCUGUAGAAUUCGAGAAUUUUUUCAGUUAUAAUGGUUUACGUCAUAUUUCUUGACUUCAUCAGCAUAUAAAGUGAAAAGACAGGAUGUUGAGGCA